Molecule: messenger RNA, 1103 nt
Organism: Lactuca virosa
Lineage: Eukaryota; Viridiplantae; Streptophyta; Magnoliopsida; Asterales; Asteraceae
Source: the annotation of a GenBank genome assembly
GUUUUGACAUCAGUCCCUCCGGCCUAAAGGGAAAAAAAACCAUCUGCUCCUCCUCGAUAAUUCCUCCACCGCCUCUACCUACAUGCUCUAUCUUCCACCGACAAAGGACUGGCUACGUGUUCUCUUCUCAGACAACCCACAACCCACUGACACUUCUCUUCAUCCUUCGCACCGCCUAAUAUACCCAAUUCAGUUCCUUUUAUUCACCAUCUUAGGUCGCUAUUGCUUCCAUAACUCUUUCUACAACCUUCCUACUCCAAACUUUUUCUAUCCCUCUCUCACCAUGUCGCUGCUUUAGACCGGCAGAUGGAAAACAGAAGCAACACGAGCGAAGGUCGCUCCUUCAAGCAGCAACCAAUUCCAGGAAGCUUAAAAAAUGUUGCAGAAAAGGAGCCUGUCACCCACACUAGCAUGGCUGGUCACCUUAAUGACAGUCAGGAUGCUGGACUUCAUGCAAGAAAUAUAAGCACUGUAUCAACGGUGGAUAGUGAAAUGAUUGAUGAAGAUGGGAACCCAAUCUGGAAAUACAGGGUUGAAAGUUGGAAGGAUAAAAAGAACAAGAAGAAAAAGAGUGUUGUUAAAGUUGCUAAAGAAGUUCAAAUUCGUGUAGACCAAGAAAAGCAGGGGUCAACAGAGGCGAAUGCAAUGCAACCACUUUCACAAAUAGUUCCAAUUCCAAAGAGCCAAAUCACACCUUAUAGACUUACAACAAACAUUAACGUGUCUAUAAAGUCACAACAAAAAUCGAGAAGAAGAUACAAUAAAGUAGAGUUGAUGAAAGCUGAUAGCACUGUAAUUCUGCAUAAUUGGAUGCUCCAAGUUUCAUAGCUGUGAUGCAACUUUAUUUGGAGAUUGUAGGAUUGCAGUUUACCUUCCGAUAAAUAAAUGACAAAUGACUACUGUUAGUGAUGGUUUAAUCCAAAUCUAACCCCCCCCCCCCCCCCCCCUCUUUUCUAGUAUAUAUUAAAUCUAAAGGAAGUUAGAAACAGUAACUUUUAUGUCUUUAGGUUUUUGCCACAAAUGUUUAGUGAGUUUGACAUUUUAAGUCUUUAAAGUCAAAACUUUUAUAUUUUAUGUUUUGAUUAAGUUUUUUUGCUUUUAGG